AUGAAGGGUGGGGGUGGGGGUGGGGGUGUUUCAUCGUCAUACUCCUUUCCGGCCAAGAGAAGAUGGAAGAGUCUGGUGAUGGCGGUGCUUGGCCUGGUAUUUCUUUCCAUGCUCGUCCCUCUUGUCUUCUUGCUCGGCCUCCACAGCGGUUUCCACUCUACCAUGGGUAACCCUCUUUUUUCCUUACCUGCUCCGUACCUCUUCCGAUUAGAUCUGGCUCACUGUACCUUAAAUUCUUCUGCUUUCCAGUCAGGAUAUGGUACUGAACCACGGAAUUCAGGCUCAAACGAUUUAAGAGUUUUUGAUCAACACAAUCCUACUGAUAUUAGUAAUCAAUCUAAGGUUCGCCAAUCAACUCAUACAGAUGAUCUUAUAAGGAGAUUGGUUCCAACCCUUCCACAGGAUAGCAAGCCUCCUAUUGUCAAAGGUCGCACUAGUAACAAUAUGAUAGUGGUUGACGAGAGUGAAAUGAUAUGUCAAUUAAAGUUUGGGAGUUACUGCUUAUGGCGCCGAGAACAAAAGACAAAGAUGGAUGACUCUAUGGUUAAGAGGAUGAAGAACUUAUUAUUUGUUGCUCGUGCUUAUUAUCCAAGUAUUGCAAAACUUACUUCACAGGAGAAUUUGUCUCAUGAAAUGAAACAAAAUAUUCAGGAUUUUGAACGUGUUCUUAGUGAAACCACAACAGAUAAAGACCUUCCUCGACACUAUGAGCACCAGAUGACUGUGAUGGAGGCUUCUAUUGCUAAAGCGAAAUCAUGCCAUGUGGACUGUAAUAAUGUUGAUAAAAAGUUUCGACAACUGGUCGACCUGACUGAGGACGAAGCAAAUUUUCACAUGAAGCAAAGUGCCUUCCUCUACAAACUGGCUGUUAAAACCAUGCCUAAGAGUCUACAUUGCCUAUCAAUGAGAUUGACGGUAGAAUAUUUUAGAUCUUCUGUGGACAUUGAGGAGACACUGGUUAAGAAGUUUGUAAACCCAGACUUUUUCCACUAUAUCAUCUUCUCCAGGAAUAUACUAUCAUCAUCUGUAGUAAUAAAUUCGACUGUUCUACAUGCAAAAGAAACUGAUAAACAGGUUUUCCAUCUGCUGACAGACGAGGAAAAUUACUUCGCUAUGAAAUUAUGGUUUUCCAUGAACAAGUAUGGGAAUGCUGCGGUUCAGGUUCUGAACAUCAAGGACCUGGAGUUGCAUAGUCAUCAUAAGCGAGACUUGUCAUCCCUUUGGAACCUUGACAUGGGAGGAAAAGUAAACGGUGUAGUGCAGUCAUGUGCAGUGAAGUUAUUUCACCUGAAAAAAUACUUGCCUGUUAGUAGCAGUUUUGACGAAAAUUCUUGUUCCUGGACGUCUGGGAUAUCUGUCAUUGAUAUAUCUAGGUGGAGGAUUUACAAUCUUACCAGAACAUAUCAGCAGUUGGUACAUGAGAUGAGCAGAGAAGAUGGGUUAUUUGAAACUAGUACGUUAAGUGCCGGCUUGCUCACAUUCCAAGGUCUAGUGUAUGGUCUUGAGGAUAGUUGGAUGUUAUCUGGUCUGGGUUACAACUACGAACAUAAGUUGCAAAAAGUGGGUUCAGCUGGAGUAUUGCAUUUUGAUGGGAGCAUGAAGCCGUGGCUUGAGCUUGGCAUACCCAAGUACAAAAGAUUUUGGAGGAAAUAUCUCAACACACAGAAUCACUUCUUGAGCGAGUGUAAUGUAAAUCCGUAGAAGUUAUUAUAGCUGCUCUUUUUCUUCUGAAAAAUUGAGGUGAUGACUGUACACUACUGGACAUAUGGAGUCCAAGGGAAAAGCUUCAGCCAAUGGGUCAAAUUUGAUGCAGGUAAUCCAUGUGUGUGUGUUUGAAUUUGAAAGGAAAUCUCUUAUUUGUGUUGGUUGCUGUGGUUGAAGUAAACACCGAGUUCAGUUCUGGCGAUAAGACGUAUAAUUUUAGUUUUAUUUUUUUAAAUUUUUUCAUGUUUGCCUAUGGGAGAACUGGCAUUCAGGAAUCUUGGCCGGAAAAUGAUUGGUCAGUGCCAGCCGUUGAGGGGUACUAUUAUGCUGUGUGGCUGCUAAAUCUUAGCAUGCGAAUAUUAUUUUGUACCUUUUGCAUGCCUGGCAAAUACAGUAUACGUACAUUUAUGAACUCGGAUUGUGUUGCUAUUGUUGCACUGCUUCAUUUAUCAUUUUUGAGAAGAUAAUAAACUACAUUAGAUAAUCGCCAGCAUUUGACAGAGAUUGAAUUUGGAGUUACACGUGAAAAUUGAAGCUGGAGGUGAAAAGUUCAAUAUGAAGACGUGAAUCACGCCAUUGUUUUAUAGCUUUGUGAAUGGUCUGAAUUAUUAAAGUGAAAAAUGUCAAAUCAAUGUUAUGUUGUGAUUUGUAUAGAAGGCAUUUAUGACUGAUUUUGAUUAUUAACGGUAUGCAAAGAAAUUGUUGUGUGGUCCUAAAAUUCAAGAUAUUCGUGGAGAGGGGAGGUGCAUUUAUUAUUACUCAAUUGGCAACUAAUAACCAUCAACAAACUGGACUACCAAUUAGGGUGACAAG
This is a messenger RNA of Striga asiatica, 2517 nucleotides long. Lineage: Eukaryota; Viridiplantae; Streptophyta; Magnoliopsida; Lamiales; Orobanchaceae. The record is from the annotation of a GenBank genome assembly.